Molecule: messenger RNA, 6017 nt
Organism: Chlorocebus sabaeus (green monkey)
Lineage: Eukaryota; Metazoa; Chordata; Mammalia; Primates; Cercopithecidae
Gene: MYO5C
Product: myosin VC
Biological process (GO): actin filament organization
Cellular component (GO): membrane; myosin complex; actin cytoskeleton
Molecular function (GO): microfilament motor activity; actin filament binding; ATP binding
Source: RefSeq, a predicted model, not a curated record
CUCCCCUCGCCGCCAACUCGGGAACGGGAGCAGGAGGCCAUUGGAAAACUUUGGGCAAGAUGGCCCGGCGGUGAUUUCCGCGCCCGUCUCUCCUGCGCCCGGCCUCUGCGCCGCAGGCCCAGCUCCCAAGCCUCGCACGUGCUGCAGCCCCGGCCCGGCCCCGGCCCCCACUGCCCAUGGCGGUGGCCGAGCUGUACACGCAGUACAACAGGGUCUGGAUUCCCGAUCCUGAAGAAGUUUGGAAGUCUGCUGAAAUAGCCACGGACUACAGAGUUGGUGACAAGGUCCUGCGACUCCUGCUGGAGGAUGGAACGGAGCUGGAUUAUCCCGUCAAUCCAGAAUCUCUGCCUCCACUUCGGAAUCCUGACAUCCUCGUGGGCGAGAAUGACCUCACGGCUCUCAGCUAUCUCCAUGAGCCCGCGGUGCUCCACAACCUCAGGAUCCGCUUUGCAGAAUCCAAACUCAUUUACACCUACAGUGGAAUCAUUUUGGUGGCCAUGAAUCCUUAUAAGCAGUUGCCAAUAUACGGUGAUGCCAUCAUCCACGCCUACAGCGGGCAGAACAUGGGCGAUAUGGACCCACACAUAUUUGCCGUGGCAGAAGAGGCAUACAAGCAGAUGGCCAGAAACAACAGAAACCAGUCCAUAAUUGUAAGUGGAGAGUCGGGUGCUGGAAAGACAGUGUCAGCUCGCUAUGCCAUGAGGUACUUCGCCACCGUCAGCAAAUCGGGCAGCAACGCUCACGUGGAGGACAAGGUCCUGGCGUCCAAUCCCAUCACCGAGGCUGUCGGAAAUGCCAAGACCACCCGCAAUGACAAUAGUAGUCGGUUUGGGAAAUACACAGAAAUCAGUUUUGAUAAACAAAAUCAAAUUAUAGGAGCCAACAUGAGAACUUACCUCCUGGAGAAAUCCAGAGUUGUCUUUCAAUCGGAAAAUGAACGAAAUUACCACAUUUUCUAUCAGCUUUGUGCAUCUGCACAGCAGUCGGAAUUUAAACAUCUUAAAUUGGGGAGUGCCGAAGAAUUUAAUUAUACGAGAAUGGGAGGCAAUACUGUCAUUGAGGGUGUGAAUGAUCGAGCUGAAAUGGUAGAGACUCAAAAGACCUUCACGCUACUGGGUUUCAAGGAGGAUUUUCAGAUGGACGUUUUUAAAAUCCUGGCAGCCAUCCUACAUCUGGGCAACGUGCAGAUCACCGCGGUGGGCAACGAGAGGUCCUCAGUUAGUGAGGAUGACAGUCACCUGAAGGUGUUCUGUGAGCUCCUGGGCCUGGAGAGUGGCAGAGUUGCUCAGUGGCUGUGCAAUCGCAAAAUCAUCACAAGCUCUGAGACGGUGGUAAAACCCAUGACCAGGCCUCAGGCUGUCAACGCCAGGGAUGCACUGGCCAAAAAGAUCUAUGCUCACCUGUUCGACUUCAUUGUGGAGAGAAUUAACCAAGCGUUGCAGUUUUCAGGCAAGCAGCACACUUUUAUUGGUGUUUUGGACAUUUAUGGUUUUGAAACCUUUGAUGUGAACAGCUUUGAACAAUUUUGCAUCAAUUAUGCUAAUGAAAAACUGCAACAACAGUUUAACAUGCAUGUCUUCAAACUGGAACAAGAAGAAUACAUGAAGGAAGAUAUCCCUUGGACACUGAUAGAUUUCUAUGACAAUCAACCGGUUAUUGACCUGAUUGAAGCAAAAAUGGGAAUUCUGGAGUUACUGGAUGAAGAAUGUUUGUUACCACAUGGAACUGAUGAAAACUGGCUUCAAAAGCUGUAUAAUAAUUUUGUCAACAAGAACCCUUUGUUUGAAAAGCCUAGAAUGUCGAACACAUCCUUUGUCAUCCAGCACUUUGCUGAUAAGGUAGAGUAUAAAUGUGAAGGCUUCCUGGAGAAAAACAGAGAUACCGUCUACGACAUGCUGGUUGAAAUCCUGAGAGCAAGCAAGUUUCAUCUCUGUGCCAACUUUUUUCAAGAAAAUCCAGCUCCUCUUUCUCCUUUUGGUUCAAUGAUUACAGUUAAAUCUGCAAAGCAAGUCAUCAAGUCAAACAGCAAGCAUUUCCGGACCACGGUUGGGAGCAAGUUCCGCAGCUCUCUGUACUUGCUCAUGGAGACCCUCAAUGCGACAACGCCCCACUAUGUUCGAUGCAUCAAGCCAAAUGAUGAGAAGUUACCCUUUGAAUUUGACUCCAAAAGAAUUGUUCAGCAGCUGCGAGCCUGCGGUGUUUUAGAAACGAUUCGCAUUAGUGCACAGAGCUACCCUUCCAGGUGGACAUACAUUGAGUUCUACAGUCGCUACGGCAUUCUCAUGACCAAGCAAGAGCUUUCCUUCAGCGAUAAAAAGGAGGUGUGCAAGGCGGUUUUACACAGACUCAUUCAGGAUUCUAAUCAGUACCAGUUUGGUAAAACCAAAAUUUUCUUCAGAGCAGGACAAGUGGCUUAUUUAGAGAAACUUCGAUUGGAUAAACUGAGGCAGAGUUGUGUUGUGAUACAAAAGCACAUUCGUGGCUGGCUCCAGAGGAAAAAAUUCCUCCGGGAGAGACGAGCCGCCCUGAUAAUCCAGCGGUACUUCCGGGGUCAGCAAACCGUGAGGAAAGCUAUUACUGCAGUGGCCUUAAAAGAAGCCUGGGCAGCCAUAAUCAUUCAGAAGCACUGCCGCGGGUAUCUUGUUCGCAACCUGUAUCAGCUGAUUCACGUGGCCACCAUCACCAUCCAGGCCUACACCCGAGGAUUCCUGGCAAGGAGGAGGUAUCGAAAGAUGCUGGAGGAACACAAGGCUGUGAUCCUGCAGAAAUACGCACGGGCGUGGCUGGCCAGACGCAGAUUCCAGAGUAUCCGACGAUUUGUGCUCAAUAUUCAGCUUACUUACAGGGUCCAGCGUUUGCAGAAAAAACUGGAAGAUCAGAACAAAGAAAACCACGGGCUGGUAGAGAAGCUGACCAGCCUGGCUGCUCUUCGAGCCGGGGAUGUGGAAAAGAUUCAGAAGCUGGAAGCAGAACUAGAAAGAGCAGCCGCCCACAGGCGAAGUUAUGAGGAGAAAGGGAAGAGAUACAGGGGUGCUGUGGAGGAGAAGUUGGCAAAGCUUCAGAAGCAUAAUUCAGAACUGGAAACACAGAAAGACCAAAUACAGCUGAAGCUUCAAGAGAAGACUGAAGAGUUGAAAGAAAAAAUGGACAACCUCACCAAGCAGCUCUUUGAUGAUGUACAAAAGGAAGAACGGCAAAGAAUGCUUCUUGAAAAAAGUUUUGAACUGAAAACACAAGACUAUGAGAAGCAGAUUCAGUCUUUGAAAGAAGAAAUUAAAGCUCUCAAGGAUGAGAAGACGCAACUCCAACAGCUGGUAGAGGAGGAGCACGUCACUUCUGAUGGCUUGAAGGCAGAAGUGGCCCGCCUGAGCAAGCAGGCCAAGACAAUCUCUGAGUUCGAAAAAGAGAUACAGCUACUUCAGGCACAGAAGAUAGAUGUGGAGAAACAUGUGCAGUCACAAAAACGGGAAAUGAGAGAAAAGAUGUCAGAGAUCACCAAACAACUUCUCGAAAGCUAUGACAUUGAAGAUGUAAGAAGCAGGCUCUCUAUGGAAGAUUUGGAACAUUUAAAUGAGGAUGGAGAACUUUGGUUUGCUUAUGAAGGACUGAAGAAAGCAACACGUGUUUUGGAGAGCCAUUUCCAGUCUCAGAAGGAGUGCUACGAAAAGGAGAUUGAAGCUUUGAAUUUCAAAGUGGUGCAUCUAAGUCAAGAAAUCAACCACCUGCAGAAGUUAUUCAGAGAAGAAAAUGACAUCAAUGAAAGCAUCCGUCUUGAAGUGACCAGGCUAACAUCAGAGAAUAUGAUGAUCCCAGACUUUAAACAGCAAAUUUCAGAAUUGGAGAAGCAGAAGCAAGAUCUUGAAAUCCGCCUGAAUGAACAAACUGAGAAAAUGAAAGGAAAACUAGAAGAAUUGUCUAAUCAGUUAAAUCGCAGUCAAGAGGAGGAAGGAACACAAAGAAAGGCCAUGGAAGCCCAGAAUGAAAUACAUACCAAAGAGAAGGAGCAGCUGAUUGAUAAGAUUCAAGAAAUGCAGGAGGCUAGUGACCACUUGAAGAAACAAUUUGAAACUGAAAGUGAAGUCAAGAGUAACUUCUGGCAGGAAGCAUCUCGGCUCACUUUGGAAAACAGGGAUCUUGAAGAAGAAUUAGACAUGAAGGACAGAGUGAUUAAAAAGCUACAAGAUCAAGUCAAGACACUAAGCAAGACAGCUGGAAAAGCCAAUGAUGUGCACUCGUCCUCAGGACCUAAGGAAUACCUUGGAAUGCUGCAAUACAAGAGAGAAGACGAGGCCAGGCUCAUUCAGAACCUCAUUCUUGACUUGAAGCCCCGUGGCGUGGUGGUGAACAUGAUCCCCGGGCUGCCGGCUCAUAUCCUGUUCAUGUGUGUGCGCUACGCAGACUCUCUGAAUGAUGCCAACAUGCUGAAGUCCCUCAUGAACAGCACCAUUAAUGGCAUCAAGCAGGUGGUUAAGGAACAUUUAGAAGACUUUGAAAUGCUGUCUUUUUGGCUUUCCAACACUUGCCAUUUUCUCAAUUGCCUGAAGCAGUACAGCGGAGAAGAGAACGUACAUGCUACCCCAAGCAUCAUGAACUCAUUUGAUAUAAAUCAGACAUUAAGUUUUAAGGAAUUCAUGAAGCAUAAUAGUCCACAUCAGAAUAAGAAUUGCUUGAACAAUUUUGACCUUUCAGAAUACAGACAGAUUCUCAGUGAUGUGGCUAUACGAAUAUAUCAUCAAUUUAUUAUCAUAAUGGAAAAGAAUAUCCAACCAAUAAUAGUGCCAGGCAUGCUGGAGUACGAGAGCCUGCAGGGCAUUUCCGGCCUGAAGCCCACAGGCUUCCGGAAGCGCUCCUCCAGCGUAGACGACACGGACGCCUACACCAUGACCUCCGUCCUGCAACAGCUGAGCUACUUCUAUACCACCAUGUGCCAGAACGGCCUGGACCCCGAGCUCGUGAGGCAGGCGGUGAAGCAGCUCUUCUUCUUGAUCGGGGCGGUCACGCUGAACAGCCUCUUCCUGCGCAAGGACAUGUGCUCCUGCAGAAAAGGGAUGCAGAUCAGGUGCAAUAUCAGCUACUUAGAAGAAUGGCUUAAAGAUAAGAAUUUACAGAACAGCUUAGCAAAGGAAACUUUGGAGCCCCUCUCUCAGGCAGCCUGGUUGCUUCAGGUCAAGAAGACCACAGACAGUGAUGCUAAGGAGAUCUACGAACGCUGCACCUCACUGUCUGCUGUACAGAUCAUAAAGAUCCUUAAUUCAUACACGCCUAUAGAUGACUUUGAGAAGAGAGUGACUCCAUCCUUUGUUCGCAAAGUACAGGCUCUCCUAAAUAGCCGCGAGGAUUCAUCACAGCUGAUGUUGGAUACCAAAUAUCUGUUUCAAGUCACAUUUCCUUUUACCCCCUCUCCACAUGCUCUGGAAAUGAUUCAGAUCCCCAGCAGUUUCAAGCUAGGCUUUCUGAAUAGGUUAUAGCAAGAGAAAAAGUCAAGGCACUUUUUCCUCAAAAGCUAAGUGAAGGUUCAAUAUGAGGGAUGUGGUUUAUUAAUUGGCAGUGGAAAUUGGAAUGUGAUUUAAGGAAGAAAAUAGACUUUUCUCAAAUGGACCACAUCAUCUCUCACCCACAGUGACAGUGCUGCUGCUGCUGCAAUUUUUUGUAAGAAUUCACACACACCAGCUGUCGUUGGAAAAGCCAUGUCUCCCUCUCAAAUCUCAGCUGGUUUUGACUGAAAUUCCUGGAGGGCUCAUAUUUUCUUCCACAUGCCUCUUGAUCUGUUCUGUCUGUGGCAGGGCUCUACCAGGAGAGAGUGAGAUCUGGGGACACAGUGGCUUCCAAGUUUUCUAAGGUUCAUGUGAAGCCUGAGUACAUUUACAAAGCUGCAAGUGGAUUCCAGGGCUCAGUCUUCCAGGAAAUAAUCCCAUUUGGCCACCAUGGCCUGCCAAAAACUCUCUUGCCCCAUGCCUGCUGGAGAUGGAAGGUUUUCAUGAACUUGUUUUACUGAAAAUGCCCUGCAUUUAGAAAUG